This is a messenger RNA of Notolabrus celidotus (New Zealand spotty), 1777 nucleotides long. RefSeq names its product ectonucleotide pyrophosphatase/phosphodiesterase family member 7-like. The record is from RefSeq and is a predicted model, not a curated record. NCBI's taxonomy places the organism in Eukaryota, Metazoa, Chordata, Actinopteri, Labriformes, Labridae. The transcript is spliced from 5 exons. The coding region runs from base 1 to 1449 and encodes 482 amino acids.
AUGCUGCUGCUCUGUCUUGCCGUCCUGUGUCUCAUCGGUAGCACCCCUUGUGUUGCUGCUCCACCACGAGACUCUGCUUUCUCAAGGACCACCAGAAACAAGCUGCUGCUCGUCUCUUUAGAUGGUUUCCGCUGGGACUAUGACCGAGACAUCGAAACCCCCCAUCUGGAUAAGAUGGCCCAGGACGGGGUGAAGGCAGACUACGUCACUCCGCCCUUCCUCACCAUCACCAGCCCUUCUCACUUCACGAUGCUGACAGGUCGUCAUGUUGAAAAUCACGGCGUGAUCCACAACAUGUGGUUCAACACUACCACUCAGGAGAAGAAGCAGUACUAUCAGACUCAGUUUGUGGAUUCCUACUGGGACAAUGGGAGCUUACCGAUCUGGAUAACAGCUCAGAGACAGGGUCUGAAGGCCGGCUCUCUUCAUUUCCCCGGCACAGCAGCGACUUACAAAAAUGAGAUUGUGAGGGUUCGGCAGGUGGAGCCUCCUUUCUAUGAUCAUGCCAACGAGACGGACUGGAGGCUGAACAUCGACAAUGUGGUUGGAGAGUGGUUCCUCAAACAGGACCUGGACUUUGUCUCUUUGUACUUCGGAGAACCAGAUUUAGCAGGGCACGAAUUUGGACCUGAUUCCCCAGAAUGCAGAGACAUGGUCCGGAAGGUGGACCGUGCUGUGGGCUACAUCCGGGAAACCAUCCAAGACCAUGGCCUUACUGACAAGCUCAACAUCAUCAUCACUGCAGACCACGGGAUGGCUAAGAUCUUUCAGGGCGGAGCGGUUGAGAAGAUCAUCCUCUCAAAGAUCCCUGGCUUCAGCUUCAGAGAUAUCCAGUUCCAGCUGUUGGAUUAUGGUCCUGUUGGGAUGCUGCUUCCUAAAGAGGGGAAGCUGGAAACGGUCUACCAGGCUCUGAAAGGAGGCCACCCUCACCUUCACGUGUAUAAGAGAGAGGAGAUGCCAGAGAGACUUCACUACAGUAAACAUCCUCGACUCCUGCCCCUCAUCCUCAUCGCUGAUCCUGGAUAUGUCGUCAAUGGGUUCUUACCGUUGAACGCCAACAAAGGAGAGCACGGCUUUGAUAACGAAGUCAUGGACAUGAAAUCCAUCUUCAGAGCAGUGGGACCAGAUUUCCAGAUAAACAAGAAGGUGGGACCUUUGGACAUGGUUGACGUGUACCCACUGAUGUGCCAUCUCCUGGGGAUGAUCCCAGAGAUCAAUGACGGGCAGCUGAGGAAUACUGAACAAAUGCUGGUUCCUCGGAAGAACACAGGAGGAGACCAAGACGAUGCAAAGAAGCCUGGAUUGAAUGCAGUGUUUGGCUUGUCAGCUGUGGUUGGGUGUCUUCUUCUGGUGUUCAUCAUCACAGUGACCUACAACAUGUGCAAAAAGAGCCGAACCCAAAGGAGCCAAACCCGAAGGACCAGCGAGACGAACGAAGCAAAAUUCUGAAAAAGAAGGGAGCAAAGACAAAAUGAAAGUUCAAACUUUAUGUUGAUUUCCUAUUUAUUACAAAGAGAAUGGAAGAUUAUUAUGAAGAGAUGCCUUAUGUAGGUAUAGAAGAAGGUAAUGUGCAUAAAUCACUGAAUGUAUUAAGGAGGGAACAUUUGGAAUGAAGACUGAUGGCUGUUUGAAAAUAAAUCCUUUUAGUUUUAGAAUCUAGAAACCAGAUCCGGCUUAAAAUGUUUGAAUUCUUUUUGGAUAUUUGUUUUGAAACAACAGUUAAAGAGUUAUUUUUGAUAUAAUUUUAUGAAAUAAAUAUCAAUGUGUUUUCCUUGCA